Molecule: messenger RNA, 1023 nt
Organism: Phalaenopsis equestris
Lineage: Eukaryota; Viridiplantae; Streptophyta; Magnoliopsida; Asparagales; Orchidaceae
Product: protein IQ-DOMAIN 14-like
Exons: 3
Coding region: 1-1023 (340 amino acids)
Molecular function (GO): protein binding
Source: RefSeq, a predicted model, not a curated record
AUGGUGAAAGCUGGAAAAUGGCUGAGAAAUUUCUUGAGUGGAAAGAAGGAGAAGAAUCAAAUAAGAUUAAUGGAGAGAACAAUCGGGCUCAGGCUUCCGGUGCCGCCGCCAACUCAGCCGCCUCCGCCGCCCCCGCCACCGCCACCGCCGACGACUCCAAACACGGGAAACUUUCAGCUCGAAAGAGUAUUGAAACAGAGUCCAUCAUCAUUGUUCUUCAGGCCUGAAAUGAGCAGAGUAGUUGCAGAGAAACCGAGUUUCAGAAUUAUUCAGCAUGUUGCAGCAAUCACAAUCCAAGCUUGUUUCAGAUCUUUCUUGGCUAGAAAGGCAUUGAGGGCAUUGAAGGGGUUGGUAAAACUGCAAGCAUUGGUGAGGGGGUUUCUGGUGAGGAAAGAAGCAGCAGCUACUAUCAGAAGCAUGCAGGCCUUAUUAACAGUUCAGGUACGAGCACGAGCUCAGAGAGUUAGAAUGAUUGAAGAAGUUCAUAAUUCCAUGCAGCGGAAGGAAAAUUGUCAGAGGAGAAGGACCGAUGAUUCUAAAUUCCAACAAUUACAUGACAUGGAGAGAGAUAUGAACAACAAUAUUAUAGAGAUGAACAUGACACAAUCAAAAGCCAACUUGAAGAACAAGAAGAGGAACACAACGACACGAAUAGAAGCCAAAGAUCAAAGACACUUCAACUAUUACAAACCCUCUCCAACUGCUUCAAUUACAGCGGAACUUUGCCGGGAAACUCGCGAUGAAAACGACAUCUUUCUCACAGCUUUGAGAACACGAAGAAUCAGCACUUCAGCAGCCAGCUCCAGUCGAGAAGAUGGAUCGUGUUCAGCCCCUCAGGACUCUUUAUUCUUCCCUAAUUACAUGGCCAAAACAAAGUCAUGGAAGUCUAAGGCGAGAUCGCAAAGCACGCCGAGACAUCGAAAUGAUUUGUCUGAUUCAAAUUUGUCUGAAAAGCAUAGAAUGUCUGUUGAUGGAAGGAACAAUAUCAGUAGGGGUGUUGUCCUGAAGAGUUUGAAAGUUUAA